CUCAACCAACACCAAUCACCAUUCUUCCUCCUCCGUCAUCAUCAUCCCCAAACCCCACAUAUCCCUGAAAAUCGUGAAUAAACUAGAUGAUCACCAGCAAUCUCAACAAUGGCCAGGAGAGCAAGUAAGAACUGGGCAGACGAGGAGAUCAAAGGCUUGUUGUCCAUUUGGAAAGAUAAAUCCAUUCAGGAUCAGCUGGCUGGAGCAGUGAGAAAUAAAGAUGUGUUCGUGAGGAUCUCCAACAACCUUAACGCCUUGGGGGUCAAUCGGGACUGGAAGCAAUGCCGGGCUAAAGUGAAGAACCUGAAAUACGAAUACAGGACCAUGGUGAACCAGAGGAAAUCCGGCAGGAGGUGUAAAUCCAUGCGCUUCUACAAUGAAAUUGACGCGGUGCUGGGGUGCCGAUCCCUCCAGGCUAAAGGACCACAGGAUAGACCAGUCCUCAGUGUGGUCAUCAAACAAGAGGAGAGGGAGGAGAAAUUGGAAAAUGGCCCAGCACAGGCCUCUGCAUCCUCCGAAAAUGCCACAGCACACUAUGUUCAACCAGCUGUUGCCCUCAGCAGAGAUGGGGAAGAAGAUAAAGUUCUGCCUGAACCACGGUCUGAAGCAGACAGUGUUACAGCAGAAACAGAAGGCCCUGUGGAAGAAGAGGUGGUUAGCACAGCCUCGGAGGCCCCUGCUGCAACCAGCAGAAAAAGGACUGAAUCAGAACACGGAUGCACAGUGCCAAACAAGAGGAUGAAGCUGAAGAAAGGAACCAUGUUUCAAAGACACAUUGGCACCAUUAUCAACACCUUCAUGGACUAUCAGAGGAAAGCAGAAGAGAGGUUUUACAAAUGGGAGGAAGAGAGGCGAAGGGAAGAGCGUGAGCAUGAGCUGCGGAUUAUCCAACUAUUGCUUGAUCAUUCCAGAUCCUCAAUGAUUCAGACACCUCAGACACCAGAUUACAUAAGAUCGCUGCACAGCCAGAACACCCAUGUGUUCACACCUCCUCCCUCAAACAAUUAACAUGUAGGAUUUUUAAAAAAAUAUUUAAAUUAUUUGCUAUUGAUGGUGCACUGUUGUAACAGCCUAUGUUAGUCAGGAGCAAUUAAAUUGUCAUUUCCUAGAUUUGCUUCCAUUUUGCCAGCUCUUAUUCAUCCAAGUCUAAACAGGAAGAUAAAGUGGAGUGAUGGUGAAAGUGUUAUAUGAAAGAAAAUCUCCCCAGUCAUUGCACUAUGCACCAACCAAAACAAACUAAUAGGCUCCAGAUUCUAUUGACAGCUGAUACUGUGUUAACUGAACUCAAUAUUAGUGAUGUUAGAAUUGACCUUUCCAAACUUUGUGCAAGCAUGUAUGUAUGUGUGUAGGUGAGUGCAUAUUUGGUAAAGACAAAUCUGGAUUUAGCAGUGAAGUCCCCUUCCCAUAGUCAAAAGGUUGGUUGUUGUCACUUAUUGUCUCAGCUCAAUGGGACUGGAAGCUGUUUGCACCUGUGGAAUUGCAUCCCAGCAAAUCAAGAGAGGAAAAAAUAUUGAUUGUAAAAAUAACAAACAAUGGAAAAGUAGGUUAAUAGCAUCUGAAAAAGGAAGGUUUGGGAUACAUUUUGGGAUGGGACUUUUCCUCAGAAUCUGCUCCUUUGAUGAAAAGCCUCACUUUAAAAUGUAGACCUGAGUUCUCGGAUGCAAAUUCACUUUCUACACACUUUCACCAUUUAAUUUUUAAAAGUUCAAGUUUAGCUGCUGCUUUAGUCAGUGACACUGUGGUUUUAAAAUACAUUGGAGAAUCGGGACAGUUUCUAGAACUGCAAAGGAUGAUGAGGGGCACAUGUUACAGGAUUAAUUGAUGUACUGUGCAAACUACCCAACUUUUUUUUUUGCUUAAUGAAGAUACUUUCUUACUGGGACAUGAUGUUCUUCAAAUAGAAACAACUCAACAUCUCAGCGAGUACUUAUACCUUGUGGUGUGUAACUGAGCCAUUCAGAAAAGCUGGGAAUUGGUGAUAUUCCAGUUUUCACUUCCUGGUCAAUACUGAAUACACUUGAUUCAUCUGUGGUCAUUGGGGGUCAAUUUGCCUCAGUGUUGGGGUGAAAAGGUCAUUCCAAUAAUAAGCUUAUUGCUAUCGAGUGACCUCUACUGGAAAAUAUGUAUUGGGUGAGAAGAGGAUCAGGCUUAACUUUGGUAGAACCAUAGUUGAAUCCUUGGCCCAUACAAAUUAGUCCAGUGAUUUGGGUGAAGAACAAUACUGGCACCAUAUAACCAUUCUCCAGCAAGAAUCAGACAAUGGAGGAAAACUAAAACAAGAGAAUUGUUUUCAAGAAUAUUAUUUUCUUUAAUAGUGACCAAAUUAAAUAGUUCACUGUAUAAUAAUAGCAAAAUUUAAAACUCGUCUGCAAGUACUGAUGAUGGAUAAAAAGCAUCAUGGGCAGUUAUGCUAGGUGAACCUCUCUUGUUUCUUAUUUUGGGAUUAAGCAGUUAGUUUUACAUAGAGACAUUCCCAAUGUGUUAGGAAGACCAUUAUGUUUUGAGCAAACAAUUUCUGGAGUCUUUUAAAAAAAACACGAAAGUAAAGAACAAUGCACUGAAA
Molecule: messenger RNA, 2563 nt
Organism: Rhincodon typus (whale shark)
Lineage: Eukaryota; Metazoa; Chordata; Chondrichthyes; Orectolobiformes; Rhincodontidae
Exons: 4
Coding region: 109-1008 (299 amino acids)
Biological process (GO): positive regulation of DNA-templated transcription
Cellular component (GO): nuclear body
Source: RefSeq, a predicted model, not a curated record